UCAACGUAGAUCACAACAAGGAAGUGGAUACUCAUGGUGUCUGAAUGUCUUGUACUAAUCUUCUUACUGGAGAAUAAGGGACAGUUGGUUUUGUAAAAGGACGCACUUAAAGAUUACGUUGAUCUUGUUUUGUACAACAAAGCCUCGGUCGGGUUUUCUGGAUAUUUAAUUGGCCAUCUACGAAGAUACAGUGGAAUCUAAAUCAGACCCAGCUCGGUGUUGACACUCAAAAUGAGGAUGAUCACCUUCCUCCUAGUUGGACUGAUAGUCCACGUGGUUUUCUUUCUUUCUAUCUUUGACAUCUACUUCACCUCUCCCCUGGUCCAUGGCAUGACACCCCAGGCUACACCGCUGGCAUCCCCCGCCUCCAGACUGGUGUUAGUGGUGGCCGAUGGUCUCCGAGCAGACAGUCUCUUCACACUCCUCCCCAACGGGUCAUCGAGGGCCCCAUACUUGAGGAGUGUGAUGGAGGAGAGGGGUACCUGGGGUGUGUCACACACACACGUGCCAACUGAGUCUCGUCCCGGUCAUGUUGCUCUCAUUGCUGGCUUUUAUGAGGAUGUGAGCGCUGUUGCUAAAGGGUGGAAGGAGAAUCCUGUAGAGUUUGACUCAGUGUUUAAUGAGACCAAACACACCUGGUGCUGGGGCAGCCCUGAUAUUCUGCCGAUGUUUGCUAAAGGUGCCAGUGGAGACCAUGUGUAUACUCACACAUACCCAGCAAAGGAGGAGGACUUUGCCUCCACAGACGCCUCCAGGCUGGACACCUGGGUGUUCACUCAAGUCAAAUCGUUCUUUCAGUCAGCAAAGUCUAACUCCAGUCUCAGGGCCAGUCUGCUCGAGCGUGGGAAUAUCUUUUUUCUACAUCUGCUGGGCAUCGACACAAACGGACAUGCUCACAGACCAAUGUCACGGGAGUACCUAGACAAUAUUGGUCUAGUAGACAGUGGUGUAGCUGAACUGGUGUCUAUGGUAGAAGACUUCUUUGGUCAUGACGGCAGAACAGCCUAUGUGUUUACCUCCGAUCAUGGCAUGACAAACUGGGGUUCACACGGUGCAGGCCAUCCCUCUGAGACCCUCACCCCUUUAGUGGUGUGGGGAGCCGGAGUUCAUAAUGCCCACAAAGUCAGUGAACCCCAGCCAUUCAACGAUGGCUACCUCCAAGAUUGGAAACUGGAGCACCUUCGUAGAGUUGAUGUCAAUCAGGCAGACAUCGCUCCCCUUAUGGCUUCUCUCAUCGGUGUGCCCUUUCCUGUUAACUCUGUUGGUGUGUUACCUCUUCUCUAUCUUAACAACAGUGACCAGUUUAAGGCAGAGAGCAUGUACACCAAUGCUAUUCAAGUACUAGAGCAGUACAAGAUGAAAAUGGCCCAGAAAAAGGAGACAACCUUGUCUUUUUUCUUCACCCCUUACCAACUACUGACUGAGUCAAAACAAGCAGAAUUCAUCCACAAGGCCAGAAUACUGAUUCAGCUGGAGAAGUAUGAAGAUGCUAUCUCUCUGUGCCGAUCUCUGAUAUCCAAAGCCCUGGAGGGCCUGGUCUACUACCACACCUAUGACAGGUUCUUCCUAGGCUGCAGUGUGGUGCUGGGAUUUGUAGGCUGGACCUCAUAUGUUGUCCUAGUCAUACUGAAGACUCAUGCCGGCCUCAACAGACACCCCAGUCUCCUCAAACAGAUUCCCAGCAACACCCUGGCCAGGGUGUGUAUAUGUGUGACAGUGGUGAUCACUGUAUUCUUGCUUAUCCAAAGGAGCCCCAUUACUUACUAUAUUUACUGCCUGCUGCCUGUCCCUGUUUGGUACUCUGUCCUUAAAGAGUCCGGAACUCUAACAGAUUUGGUUCGCUCAGCUCCCUCUCUGCCACUGUGGAAAUGUUUUGGCUAUUUUGUGCUGGUGGCGUUUGGGAUUGAAUUACUGGUGGUGAGUUUCUUCCAUCGCGCCAUGCUGACGGUGGGCCUGGCUGUCCUCUCUCUCUGGCCCUUCCUGACGGGACUUUUUGGCAAGGCCAAGUUCCGUUCAUUGAGCUGGUGUCUGGGGUGUCUGUGUCUGGCAGCUUUCCCCCUCAUGCCUGUUAUGGGCAGAGAGCCUAACAUACAUCUGGUUACCUGUGCAGGUCUACUCACUCUCUUCACUUCAGCCUGUUACCUCUGGUCAUCAGGACAGAGAACGCCUCUGCACCUCAGUGACAGACUGCAGUUUGUCACCCAGAUGCUCCAUGUGGCAGUGUGUGCAUACGUGCCAUCUCUCACACACUCCAGCCUGCAGCAGAAACAGGGCCUGCCCCUUCUUAAUCAGAUCAUCAGCUGGACCACAUUAGCAUCUUCUAUGCUGGUUCCACUCUUGAGCUCUACACGUCUUUUCCACCGACUCCUCAGCAUAUUCCUCUCUCUCACGGCCACAUAUCUACUGCUCAGCACUGGGUCAGAGGCAUUAUUCCCCCCUGUGUUAUCUUGGUUGAUGUUUGUGUGGAUCAACAUUGAACAGGAAGCUAUGCUCGCUCAGGGUGUCUCUAGCAGACAAGAGCUCUCCACUAUUGAUUUCUCUGCAAACAUCGACAUCACCAAGAUCCGACAACUGAAGUUGGAUGACAUCAGAAGAUCUUAUUUUUUCGUAUUUUUUAUAAUAACAGCUUUCUUCGGCACAGGGAACAUAGCUUCCAUCAACAGUUUUGACCCAGCAUCUGUUUAUUGUUUCCUCACUGUGUUCAACCCCUUCAUCAUGGGAGGGCUGAUGAUGUGGAAGGUUAUCAUUCCAUUCAUAAUAGUGAUGUGUACAUUUGAGACCAUCCAAGUUGCAACACAGCUCUCAUCAAGAAGUUUGUUCCUCAUUGUUCUGGUCAUCUCCGACUUGAUGGCUCUGCACUUUUUCUUCCUGGUGCAGGACUACGGCAGCUGGUUGGACAUUGGCACAAGCAUUAGUCAUUAUGUGAUUGUGAUGUCAAUGACCAUAUUCCUGAUGUUGCUCAGUGUGGUCACACACAUUCUCACCUCACAAAGACUCAUUCUGUGGAGGAGAUCCAAGAUGCACUUCCCCUAAAUACACAUGUGCUUGUGUGUGCAUGUGCAUUUAUUUGACUUUUUUUUUUUCUGAGAUACUUUUCAUAUGACAUUCACCUUAUUAAGCCAUGGUUUGUUUAUAUAUGACAUGGGAUAUUGUUUUAGGACUCAAUGUACUGUACAGUGCUGUGCAAAAGUCUCAGGCCACUUGGUUAAAUUGUUUUGGAAAUCCCCCUCUUAUUUGUCCUUAACUCAUCCUCUCAGAACUGCUUAAGAAAUGUAGUACGUAGAAAAAAAGAAAUUAGUUAGAAGCAUAGAAAAUGACUUCAGGUUCAUAUUCUCAGUAGAAAAUACAGAGUUAUUUUUAACAGCCAUUGUCUUUGUUGUGUUAAUAUAGAAUAAACACUUAUUUCUUAGAUGCUUUUAAUAAUUUCCUGAGUGGCUGAAGAUUUUUGCACUGUACUUUUUGUACUGUAUUAUUUUGUACAAUCAGUUGCUGUUCCAACAUAAUUGUUUGUACAUUAAUCAUUGAUAAAUUUACAAAGGACACUUGAAUUUAUGACUGUAAAUCAGAGGGCUGAUUUAUGAUCCACCAAAAAAAGGUAAAUUGAUAACUACUUUGAGUAUGUAACACUAUAUCCAGUGAAGCUGCCUAAAACAUAUCAUUGUUCAAAAGUUAGUUUUUUAAAUGUAUUGUUACUAAGUUUGUACCAAUAAAACUAAGGGGGUUAAUGGAAACAGGAAUGUCCAUAAAGGGACCUGUGUGUUGUACUUACUGCAACCAUUAACAGAAUUAAACUAGGAGCCAGUGCAGUUGUUGUGCUCUGUUUGUACAUCAAGGUUACUGUAGCCAUGGGCUGGGCUUAGAAAGUCUGGGAAAGUUAAAGUGACAUGCAGUCCUGGUGCACUCCUUUAGCCUCCAGUAGGGCUUGAGCACACGGUGGCCAACCCUUUGUGUGGUUGCAUUUGAAAACUCAUAAAUGUCUGUAAAUAAGAAUGUUGCUGCAAAAAUGUUAUGUUUUAAUAAAAAAUGAAAAAGG
This is a messenger RNA of Perca flavescens (yellow perch), 4033 nucleotides long. RefSeq names its product phosphatidylinositol glycan anchor biosynthesis, class N (gene pign). The transcript has 29 exons. Lineage: Eukaryota; Metazoa; Chordata; Actinopteri; Perciformes; Percidae. Gene Ontology annotation, biological process: GPI anchor biosynthetic process. Gene Ontology annotation, molecular function: mannose-ethanolamine phosphotransferase activity. Gene Ontology annotation, cellular component: endoplasmic reticulum membrane. The record is from RefSeq and is a predicted model, not a curated record. Bases 232 to 3033 code for a protein of 933 amino acids.